Molecule: messenger RNA, 3572 nt
Organism: Scophthalmus maximus (turbot)
Lineage: Eukaryota; Metazoa; Chordata; Actinopteri; Pleuronectiformes; Scophthalmidae
Gene: mknk1
Product: MAPK interacting serine/threonine kinase 1
Exons: 14
Coding region: 165-1553 (462 amino acids)
Biological process (GO): peptidyl-serine phosphorylation; protein autophosphorylation; intracellular signal transduction
Cellular component (GO): nucleus; cytoplasm
Molecular function (GO): calmodulin binding; calcium/calmodulin-dependent protein kinase activity; ATP binding
Source: RefSeq, a predicted model, not a curated record
GUUUACGUGUUUUCCCGCCCCGUCGCUACGUCACCGGCUGUCCGACUGAUGGAUUUCAGUUAGCGAUGGAUGCUUACAUCAGCAGGCGGCGGCUCUGACAGGGGGGACCUGGCUGGUGUCGGACAGUUCGUUCCGGUCUCUGAGGGACUCUCUCAGUUGCAGACAUGGUGAGGCACAGCGUGAUGGCGGAGUUGCAAGCCUUCCAGCACUCUCUCCCGGUUAACUCCAUGGCUUUGGGUCCCACAGGGCAGAGAUGUGGGGAAACUCAGGAGGACGAGAUGCCCACAGAGGACAGACAGCGCCUUUCCCAAGGCCCAUCAGAUUUUGAGAAAAGCCAGCCAGUCAACAUCCCUGAUACAUCCAAAAGAAAGAAAAAGAAAAGAACACGGGCAACAGACAGCUCCACUGGCACGUUUGAUGACCUCUACAAGCUGACGGAUGAGGUACUUGGUCAGGGAGCAUAUGCUAAAGUUCAAGGAUGCAUCAGCCUGCAGAACGGACAAGAGUUUGCUGUGAAGAUCAUAGAGAAAAGUGCAGGUCACAGCCGCAGCAGAGUCUUUCGAGAAGUGGAGACACUCUACCAGUGUCAAGGAAACAAGAAUAUUUUGGAAUUGAUCCAGUUCUUCGAGGACAGCUCAUGCUUUUAUUUGGUUUUUGAAAAGCUGCGUGGAGGCUCCAUUCUCACACACGUUCUGAACCGAAAGCACUUUGAUGAGCUGGAGGCCAGUAAGGUGGUCAGGGAUAUUGCCCAAGCACUUGACUUCUUACACACUAAAGGCAUUGCCCAUAGAGACCUUAAGCUGGAGAACAUCCUCUGUGAAUGCACUGACCAGGUGUCACCAGUAAAGAUCUGUGAUUUUGACUUGGGAAGUGGAGUGAAGCUCAGCAGUGCCUGCACACCCAUAACGACUCCAGAGCUCACCACACCGUGUGGCUCAGCUGAGUACAUGGCUCCAGAGGUAGUGGAGGUGUUUACUGAUGAGGCUUCCUUCUACGACAAGCGCUGUGACCUUUGGAGCCUUGGGGUCAUCCUCUACAUCCUGCUGAGCGGCAGCCCCCCAUUCACAGGCCACUGUGGCACCGACUGUGGCUGGGAUCGUGGAGAAACCUGCAGAACCUGCCAGAGUAACCUGUUUGAGAGCAUCCAGCAGGGCAAGUAUGAGUUUCCAGACAAGGACUGGGCUCACAUCACUGCGGCAGCCAAGGAUCUCAUAUCCAAGCUGCUGGUUCGGGACGCCACGCUUCGCCUCAGUGCUGCUCAGGUCCUAAAGCACCCCUGGGUGCAAGGGAAUGCUCCAGAGAGAGGUCUUCCAACUCCUCGUGUUCUACAGAGGAACAGCAGCACCAAAGACCUGACCCAGUUUGCAGCUGAAGCCAUCGCCUUCAACCGGCAGCUCUCCCAGCACGACGAGCAGCAGGAGGACGGAGGAGCUAUUGUUUGCUCCAUGAGGCUUUCUCCUCCUUCCAACUCCAGACUGGCUCGCAGACGGGCACAGUCCAACGCCCUGCGCACCAGCGACUUUGCCCCCACCUCAGACGACCUCGCUGCCUGAAAGACACCAGCACAAGCCCCAUGUCAUUUUGCCCGACUUGUGUGUGUUCGUGUGUGUUCGUGUGUGUGUGUUCGUGUGUUCGUGUGUGUGUGUUCGUGUGUGUGUGUGUGUGUGUGUGUGUGUGUGUGUGUGUGUGUGUGUGUGUGUGUGUGUGUGUGUGUGUGUGUGUGUGUGUGUGUGUGUGUGUGUGUGUGUGUGUGUGUGUGUGUGUGUGUGUGUGUGUGUGUGUGUGUGUGUGUGUGUGUGUGUGUGUGUUUUACAGGGAGACUUGUAGGAUGAUCCCAAUAUUAGAAGUGACUAGCUGUUCCUGGUGUUAAAGCUCUUCCCUUUGGCCAGUAAUCUUUUCACCUUGACAGCUGAUCCUCGGUCUCCAUCUCCUAGUCGAAAAAACCUAGUGGAACCUCCUGAGAUUUGUUCAGGUAAACUUUUAAGCUGCCUCAGUUUUAAACAAAGUCUUUUUCUCAUUUGAACAUCGCUUUGGGUUUUGAAAAAAAUCACACGCAGUCUUGACAGAUGUAUUUAUGAUCACCAAAAAACGGCUAACAACGUUGUUAACGCCAGCAAUUUAUAUCACAAUAUCCAUUAGACAGGUUCAGCCGACUCUGCAGCCUGCUGCUGUCCUGAUGUAAUAUUAUAUCAUUUUAACAGCUUUUAUUUUUGUUGUUGUCCAACUGUUAAUUAAUUAGUGCGAUGUUUAAAUGCUACAUAUUGCUACUCAGUCACUGGAGGGAAAGGGAUGACCUAUCUUUUAUUUAUUUUUUAAGCCUGCAAGUGUAUGUGGUCUGAUGUGUGAUAAAACAGAUGAUAAAACACUUAGAGGAAGAUUAUGGCUUUGUCUCCAUUGUACCCACAUUUUUAAGUAGUAUUUGUCUAGUCCGGUGAUGUUAAAGAGUGUAGAAGGUUUAUGAAUGUGAUUAGAGAGGAACCUUGGAUCAGAUCGUUUUAUAUUUAUUUUAAUUUCUAGCUUUCACACCAACACAAGCUACCUGUAGCACUGAUGUACUUUAAAAUAAGUCACUUAAAUAGUUCCAAGGGAGAAUAUAGAAACAGUUUGGUCCAACAAUGUGAAUUCAACACCGACAUAAAUAUUUAUCUUCAAAGGGGUUUUAACAACUUUGUAUCCUCAGUCCAAAAUUACCUCAGACUCUUUCUUUUGCACCACAGCUUGACUUAGUUCCUUACUACAUGUCUUAUUAAGUUCAUAUCUCGUAGUGUUUACAGUCAGAAUGAAAUGAAAUGUGAGAAUGGAAUUUGUUUUAGGUGGUAUGUUCAGCAGCUGAUAAGACUUAAAGUAGCUUUGUGAGUAGUUGAUGUUACACUUGAUAGUUAGGUCUAUGAUUCCAUCAUGGUGUUGAAGGGAUUUAUUUUUUUAAAAAGGAUUUUAGUAUUUGUAUAUUGUUCAGUUUUGUAUUUUGUGUACUGUGAAUGUGCCUACUGAAAGAGCGAUGUGACUAACCAAGGCUUCUCCUCCUUUUAUUCUGUAGUUGCUCUUUUACGUUUUGAUUCCCCUUUUAAUAUAAAAAACGCUAACAUUCUUUUAAAAAAAUUUCAUUACUUGAGGACCCAGUCUCUGUUUGAAUGCGAUCACAUUGUCCAUCUAUCACUCCUGCUUCCCUCAACUGUUACUUUUAUGUGUUGCCCCAUAAACGAUAUGUUCCCUGAUUUCACACUGUUGCCAUGGACACCAUAUCCCUAUAGCAACUAAGGGCCUUCAUAAGCUGGAAGGAAUUGACGUGAGAUUUGCUCAGAGCGAAUACACACAUUAGUAAACAACCACUUGCUACGCCGAAGCCCUCUUACACUCAUUAUGAACCCAUAAAAGGACUUGUUUGUUUCCCCACAUCAACUUGUAAUGGCAUCAGAUGAGAUACAGUGGCCUAAUUGGUGUGUGAUCAUGUACUCCCACUGACAUUACUCAAAGCUCUUUAUGUGGUCCUGUUCAUAAAACUCACCACAGAGCAGAUCUUCACUGGUAUGCUGUGUUCUCAAUAAAAAAACAACAACCCAAAAACCUCAAAA